AUGAGACAUACCGAUUAUUAUGAAGUUCUUGGUGUCGAAUCGACCGCCAGCGAAAAUGAAAUCAAAAAGGCGAUGAAAUAUCAUCCAGACAAAAAUCCGGAUGAAGCAGCCUCAGAAAAAUUCAAGGAAAUUAGCCAUGCAUAUGAAAUCUUGUGUGAUUCAGAGAAACGUGAAAUAUACGAUCGAUAUGGUGAAGAUGGACUCUCUGGUGGCGGAGGUAAUGCUAUGUCUCCAGAAGAUUUGUUUGCAAGCUUAUUUAGUUUUGGUGGUAGUGGUGGACAUUCAAGGCAAAGGAGAGGCAAAGAUAUUAUCAAACCAUUCAGUGUCACUCUUGAAGAUCUUUAUAAUGGCAAAACGACCAGGAUUUCGCUGCAGAGAGACGUCGUAUGCUCAUUAUGUCAUGGAAAGGGCAGUAAAUCUGGUGCAACUAAAAAAUGUCAUAGUUGUGAGGGUCGUGGUGUUAAAGUAGCUAUGCGACAAAUUGGACCUGGCAUGAUUCAGAGGAUAAACACAGUUUGUGCAAAUUGCAACGGUACAGGCGGAAUAAUUAGAGAGAAAGAUAAAUGUAAAAAGUGUAAGGGCCUUAAGGUUGUGGAAGAAAAAAAGAAAUUAGACAUCUAUAUCGAAAAAGGAAUGCAAAACAAUCAAAGAAUUGUUAUGCAAGGUGAGGCAGAUCAGGAGCCUGGAGUUGAAACAGGAGAUGUAAUUCUUGUUCUCGAGCAAAAACCUCAUGAUAAAUUUGAGCGCCAGGGGGAUGAUUUACUUACAGAAGUUAAUAUCUCUAUUACGGAAGCACUUUGUGGAUUCUCAAAAGUUCUUGUUACACAUUUGGACGGACGCGGAUUGAUUAUAAAUCAUCCUCCGGGAGAAGUAAUAAAGCCAGGUGCCAUCAAAUGCAUAGCUAAUGAGGGUAUGCCUCAUUAUAAGAGACCAUUCGAUAAGGGCAAUUUAUAUGUGAAAUUCAAUGUAGAAUUUCCACCUUCUUUAUGGAUUGAUCCAGAACAAUUAAAGAAACUGGAAGAAUUUUUGCCAACUCGCACAGAAGAAGAUCCGUCAACGCGCCCAGAGAUUUCCGAUGAAGUGCACUUAACGGAUGGAGACUUCACUGAGACUGGAUCACGAAAUCAUGUCAUUAUAUAG
Molecule: messenger RNA, 1140 nt
Organism: Racocetra persica
Lineage: Eukaryota; Fungi; Glomeromycota; Glomeromycetes; Diversisporales; Gigasporaceae
Source: the annotation of a GenBank genome assembly